AUGAAGCUUAAGCAGCUGGAAGCUGCUCUUCAGGACGUUGCGCCAUUUGAAAAUCCCAACAAUCUGCUCGAGCAGUAUCCAACAUCACCACACAUCGGCUCUCGCAUCAUAUACACCGCAGCAACAAGCUUUGCCGACAUUUCAGGAAAAUGUAUCUGCGACCUCGGCUGCGGGACAGGUCGACUCACUAUAGGAGCUCUCCUCAUGGACGCAUCGCAUGUUAUCAGUGUCGAUGUAGAUGCCAGUGCGCUGGCUCAAACUGCUGCAACAUUGGAAGAGUUUGAUCUGGACGAUUCUUCGUGUGAUUUGAUACUAGCCGAUGUUACUUCACCGUGGUUUAAAUCUAAUGAUGCUGUGCGAGGGUCAUUAAUGGUGGAUACGGUUAUUAUGAAUCCACCUUUUGGGACUCGGACAAAGGGGAUUGAUGUCAAGUUUCUUGAGGUUGCGUUCGCUAUAGCUCAGUCUGCAGUGUAUAGUCUGCACAAGACCAGCACUCGAGAGUUCCUGGUCAAAAAGUCGAAAUCGUUAGGAUGGAAUGCUAAUGUGCUAGCCCAACUACGGUUCGACAUUCCAGCAAUGUACAAACAUCACAAAAAGGAAUCUGUGGAUAUUGAAGUUGACCUUAUUCGGUUCUCGCCCUUGUAA
Synchytrium microbalum is the source of this 645-nucleotide messenger RNA. RefSeq lists its product as uncharacterized. Gene Ontology annotation, molecular function: rRNA (adenine-N6-)-methyltransferase activity. Gene Ontology annotation, biological process: rRNA methylation. Lineage: Eukaryota; Fungi; Chytridiomycota; Chytridiomycetes; Synchytriales; Synchytriaceae. Bases 1 to 645 code for a protein of 214 amino acids. The transcript is spliced from 6 exons. The record is from RefSeq and is a predicted model, not a curated record.